Molecule: messenger RNA, 1008 nt
Organism: Lepus europaeus (European hare)
Lineage: Eukaryota; Metazoa; Chordata; Mammalia; Lagomorpha; Leporidae
Gene: ATG101
Product: autophagy related 101
Exons: 3
Coding region: 184-840 (218 amino acids)
Biological process (GO): autophagy; autophagosome assembly
Cellular component (GO): phagophore assembly site
Source: RefSeq, a predicted model, not a curated record
UCCGGCGCCGGCGCCGUCUGUGGCCGCGGUGGUCUGGUGCCGCAGCUAACGCGCCGCGAACUUCGGAGUCCGGUGAGGCUGGGCGCGGGGCGCCGUCCCCGAGACAGCCCGGGAGUCCGCUGUCCCCUUGCUGCCGGGAGUGCGCAGGUUGGCCCACCCUGGUGGGGCCGCCGCCGCCGCAGGAUGAACUGUCGCUCGGAGGUGCUGGAGGUGACGGUGGAGGGCCGGCAGGUGGAGGAGGCCAUGCUGGCUGUGCUGCACACGGUGCUGCUGCACCGCAGCACGGGCAAGUUCCACUACAAGAAGGAGGGCACCUACUCCAUUGGCACCGUGGGCACCCAGGACGUCGACUGCGACUUCAUCGACUUCACCUACGUGCGCGUGUCCUCUGAUGAGCUGGACCGCGCCCUGCGCAAGGUUGUCGGGGAGUUCAAGGAGGCCCUGCGCAGCUCCGGUGGGGACGGGCUGGGGCAGAUGUCCCUGGAGUUCUACCAGAAGAAGAAGUCCCGCUGGCCCUUCUCGGACGAGUGCAUCCCGUGGGAGGUGUGGACGGUGAAGGUGCACGUGGUGGCCCUGGCCACGGAGCAGGAGCGGCAGAUCUGCCGGGAGAAGGUGGGCGAGAGGCUGUGCGAGAAGGUGACCAACGUGGUGGAGGUGAUGAACCGGCACGAGUACCUGCCCAAGAUGCCCACGCAGUCCGAGGUGGACAACGUGUUCGACACGGGCCUGCGGGACGUGCAGCCCUACCUGUACAAGAUCUCCUUCCAGAUCACCGACGCCCUGGGCACUUCCGUCACCACCACCAUGCGCAGGCUCAUCAAGGACACCCUGGCUCUGUAGCCCUGGCCGGAGCCCAGGGAGCUCCCGCUGGGACCCGCACCGGCAAACUCGGGGCGCCGCCGAGGGGGCUGCUGCCAGAGGCCGCGUCCUACACACCCCCUGCGGGGCUCUCUGCCGUCCCCGCGUGGAAGCACGCCACUGGGUCGGGGAAUAAAGUUGAGAGUGCGA